GACGAAGCGGCGAUGGCGAAGAAGAAGAAGGGCAAGAAGGGCAAGAAGGAGGAGGAAGCGCCGCCGGAAGAGCCGUCGGAGUAUGACACGAUGGACGUCGAGAUGCUCAAGGAGGUCACGCAGAUGCUUCGCCAGCAGCUUGACAAGUCGCAGGUCGACCGCAACUACGUCCAGCACGAGCGGGAUACGAUUCAGUCGUUCUACGACAUUACGAAGCGGGAAGUCGAGACGCAUGACAUGGAGAUCAUGGCCAAGGACCGCGAGAUGGAGAUGAUGGAAGACAACCACCGCGUCGAGGUCCGCGUGUACAUCCAGAAGGUCAAACACCUCGAGUACGAGCACAAGAACAACCUCAAGCGCGUCAAGACGGACGGCGGCUCGCAUAUUGACGAAGAGAAGGACAUGCACGUUCACCGCGAGCACAAGCUCAAAGGCGCAAAGCAAGCGCUCAAACUCGAACUCAAGGAGCGCGAGCUCUCGAACGAAGACGAGAUCGAGCAGAUGAAGCAGUCGCACGAGAAGAACUUGCUCAAGCUCCGCGAACAGUUUGAGAAGAACAACGCAGCGCUUGAAGACCGCCUGAAAGAGCGUCUCGCGCAGCUUCAGGAAGACCUCGAGCUCCGGCGCAAGGUCGACAUCCACGAGAUCGAAGAGCGCAAGAAUCUGCACAUCAACGACCUCAUGAAGAACCACGAGCGCGCGUUCACGCAGAUGAAAAACUACUACAACGACAUCACAAAGGACAAUCUGCGCUUGAUCGAGUCGCUCAAGAAGGAGAUCGCCGAGAUGAAGAAGAAGGCCGCGGCCAACACGAAGCUCAUGCACGACAUCUCGCACGAGAACAAGCGGCUUUCCGAGCCAUUGGCUGCCGCGAUUCAAGAGGUCGAGCGCCUUAAGCACGAGCUCAAGGACGAGCAGAAGGACAAAUUGUCGCUCCGAAACGCCAAAGCGCGGCUUGUGCUACUCGGGAAGCAACGCGUGCAGCUCAAGAAGGAGCACCAGGAACUCCUCCACGCGUACAAGACACUCGAAGCGGGCCGCAAUGCCCUCUACGACAGUUUUGAGCACACGAUCCACACGGUGCAGACCAAGGGCGAGUACAAAAACCUCGUCCUGGAGCAGCGCCUGAGCUCGUUCAGCGAGCAGCACAACAAGAAGCAAGCACAGUUGGACGAGAUUCUGCAAGCCGCGCACCUCGAGGCCGGCGAAGUGCGUCGCGUCACUGAGAAGCUCGAUACGAUGCUCUCGACCAAGAACGCAAAAGUGCGCGAUCUGCAGUACCAAGUCGCUAAAGCGAGCAAGGCGUACAACGACGCGCUGCGGACGUACGAAGGCAAGAUGUCGGACCUCGGUAUUCCAGACGAAGACAUUCGCACACUGGGCUUCAAUCCGCUCUUGACGACCACGAGCGUUGGGCCCGCUGGCUUGGUGGCCAAAUAAGUCAAUCGCAAGCUUUUCCCUG
Messenger RNA from Saprolegnia parasitica CBS 223.65, 1462 nucleotides. RefSeq lists its product as hypothetical. The record is from RefSeq and is a predicted model, not a curated record. The transcript has 5 exons. NCBI's taxonomy places the organism in Eukaryota, Oomycota, Saprolegniomycetes, Saprolegniales, Saprolegniaceae. Bases 13 to 1440 code for a protein of 475 amino acids. Gene Ontology annotation, molecular function: small GTPase binding; microtubule binding. Gene Ontology annotation, cellular component: Golgi apparatus; microtubule; motile cilium. Gene Ontology annotation, biological process: cell motility.